This is a messenger RNA of Bipolaris sorokiniana ND90Pr, 1269 nucleotides long. RefSeq lists its product as uncharacterized. The coding region runs from base 101 to 841 and encodes 246 amino acids. Gene Ontology annotation, molecular function: lipoyl(octanoyl) transferase activity. The record is from RefSeq and is a predicted model, not a curated record. The transcript has a single exon. Gene Ontology annotation, biological process: protein lipoylation. Gene Ontology annotation, cellular component: mitochondrion. Lineage: Eukaryota; Fungi; Ascomycota; Dothideomycetes; Pleosporales; Pleosporaceae.
CGCGUCACAAAAUCUUUAUCGAUAAAGGCUAUCGACGGCUUCGAUUUCCCUCACAAUCGCUCAACCCCACAACUCCCCCCCAAAGCAUGUACAUGUAAUAAUGACUUCUAUAGUGAGCCCAAUGCGGCAAAAACUCCUUCAUAUUCACCUCCCAGGCCUCGUCCCCUACGCCACAGCCGCCCGCCUGCAAGAAACACUCGUCUCCCGUUUCCUCGCCGCAAAGCCGCCCUCCACCACACCCUUACCUCCUCCACACAUCAUAACCGCCUCCUUCCACCCCGUAUACACCUGCGGCCGCCGCGAAAUCGGCAGCGUCUCCCCAGCCCAACAGGCCCAUCUGCGUGCAGACGGCGGCGCCGACUUCGUCGAAGCCCUACGAGGCGGACAAACCACAUUCCACGGACCAGGCCAACUCGUCGCAUACCCGAUUCUCGACUUGCGCUCGCACAAGCUCACGCCCAGACAUUAUGUUUGCCUUCUAGAAAAGAGUCUGAUAGCCACGUGUGCGCGCUUUGGUGUCAAGGCUAUGACUACGCAGCAUACGGGUGUGUGGACGAGUCCCGAUGAUAAGAUUGCAGCCAUUGGCGUGCAUAUGCGGCGGAAUGUGACGAGUCAUGGGGUUGGGCUGAAUGUUGAUACGGAUUUGUGGUGGUUUGAUCGCAUUGUGGCGUGUGGAUUGGAGGGGAAGAGGACGACGAGUUUGCAGCGUGAGGGGUGCGAGGGGUUGAGUGUUGAGGGGGUUGGGAAAGUGUUUGUGGAUGAGGUUGCGGAGAGACUUGUGGGUGUGGAUGGGGUGGAGAGGUUAGGAGAGCAAGAGGUAGAGAAGAUAUUGAAGGUGUGAAUUGAGGUUCGCCGUUGGAUUCUCCGCUGUGAAUGGUGUGAGGAUUGAAUAGUGGUGUGAUUGGAGGAGAUGGUUGAUACCCGAUAGAGAUGUCUUUCCUGAUAGUAUGGCAAGUGCCUGGCUGUAGUAUAUAGAUACUGUAGAUCAUUGUCUAGAUAUCGAGGCCUUUUCAAUUACGAAAAGCCAUAGCUCUCAAUCGAUUGAUUAUUGUGUGCCUGAGACAAACAUUAUAGACUCUUUAAAUCAAGAUGUCUAGAGUUUCCUCUGUCUCCAGUUCCCAAGAACGCUUGGUUCCAUUUACUUCCUUACUACUCUCCAAUUGACAAAAUACUCAUCUUCUUCUUGCACAAUCUAAACACCUUCUUCUCGAAUCCCUUGCAGUCUUACCAGGAAGAAAAAAGUUCCCAUCGCACUAAGCUUCUCCGAAU